Molecule: messenger RNA, 2511 nt
Organism: Aphidius gifuensis
Lineage: Eukaryota; Metazoa; Arthropoda; Insecta; Hymenoptera; Braconidae
Product: serine/threonine-protein kinase OSR1-like
Exons: 13
Coding region: 315-2276 (653 amino acids)
Biological process (GO): protein phosphorylation
Molecular function (GO): ATP binding; protein serine/threonine kinase activity
Source: RefSeq, a predicted model, not a curated record
AUUGACAAUGUUCAGUCGACAUAGUUCAGUCGAUGACAAACAUUCAAUGAUCUUACAUCGUUGUAUUCUUUAUAUUUUAAAAAAUAUAUGAAUAUUUUUACUGACAAUUAAUUUUUAAAUUAUAAAUUAAAUUAAGUUAAUUUAUUAAUUAUUAUUGUGUCCUAUAUUUCUAAGUGAUAAUAAUACUCAAUAUAAGCGGGAAUUUAUUUUUUAUUCAAAUUUAUUUUUAUUUGUGAUUGUAUAUAAAAUAAAAAAAAGUGGGGUUUAUUUAAUUUUUAUUAUUAAUAUUAUUUUAAUUGAAAUAUGAAAAAAAUAUGAAGCUUGAAAUGGCCGCUGAUUUUUUUCGAAAUGGAACUUUAAAUGAUUCUUCAACAAAUAACAGGACUGUUGUUAAAAUGGGACAGAAAAAAAAUGGUUCAACUGUAACAUCAAAUGAUCCAUCAGAAAUACCUGAGGAACAACUUAAAUUUCAAGACAGUAGAUUUCUCACGACUUUCGUUUUGGGAAAAAAUAGAAUUAUUUCACCCGAUGUUGUGCCACCUUGUUCACCUGGAAUAUUUCGUCAAAAAUCAUUUUUUUCAACAACAAAUUCAAGCAGUUCUUCAUCAAUAACAUCGGCCAAAAACGAUCAAAUAUCAAGUAAUCCCGCCGAAAAAAUUAACAACAAUUCUAAUCAGACAAAAAAUAUAUCGAGAAACGUAAUUGGCAGUAGUGGGGGUGGAUUGGUGCAGAGAAACGCUCGUAGCGCUGGUAAGCACUUGCGUCUUCGCGUGGUACUUCCAAAUAAAAUGGCGUCUACGAGCGUAAACACGGUGUUACAGGGCUGGCCUAAUAGUAAAGACGAUUAUGAACUAAAAGAGGUUAUCGGUGUUGGUGCAACAGCAGUUGUUCAUGGUGCAUUUUGUGUACCACGUCAAGAAAAAUGUGCAAUAAAACGUAUAAAUUUAGAAAAAUGGAACACCAGUAUGGACGAACUUUUGAAAGAGAUACAGGCAAUGUCAUCUUGCAAUCAUGAAAAUGUUGUAACUUAUUAUACUUCAUUUGUUGUGAAAGAAGAAUUAUGGCUUGUACUGAGACUAUUGGAGGGUGGUUCACUAUUGGAUAUAAUAAAACAUAAAACAAGAACAACUAAUUGUAAACAUGGUGUAUUUGAUGAAGCAACAAUAGCCACUGUACUUCGUGAAGUACUCAAAGGUCUUGAGUAUUUUCACAGUAAUGGACAAAUUCAUAGAGAUAUCAAAGCUGGUAAUAUACUUCUUGGUGAAGAUGGAACAGUACAAAUUGCUGAUUUUGGUGUUAGUGCAUGGUUGGCAACUGGACGUGAUCUUAGUAGACAAAAAGUUAGACAUACAUUUGUUGGUACACCAUGCUGGAUGGCACCAGAGGUCAUGGAGCAGGAUCAUGGAUAUGAUUUCAAAGCUGACAUAUGGUCACUUGGUAUAACUGCAAUUGAAAUGGCAAGUGGUACUGCUCCAUAUCACAAAUAUCCACCAAUGAAAGUUCUCAUGCUUACACUACAAAAUGAUCCACCAACUUUGGAUACUGCUGCUGAUGACAAGGAUCAAUAUAGGGCCUAUGGAAAAACAUUUCGUAAAAUGAUCGUUGAUUGUUUACAAAAAGAUCCAACAAAACGACCAACAGCAACUGAGCUAUUAAAACAUCCAUUUUUUAAAAAAGCCAAAGAUAAAAAAUAUUUACAACAGACACUUGUUGCAAUUGGACCAAGUUUAGAGACUCGUGUACAAAAAGCAUCAAAACGACAACCUGGUACAUCUGGUCGUUUACAUAGAACAGUAACUGGUGAAUGGGUUUGGUCAUCUGAAGAUGAAGAUGAUGGUUCAUCAAGUGGUGAUGAAGGCAAAGAAACAUUACCAGUUAAUACAAUUGAUAAUGUCAGUAGUGAAGAAGAUGGACCUGAUGAUAUUGAAGGACAAAUUAAAUCAGCAACAAGUAGACUUGUUAUACAAUCAGCUGAACAAAAUAUUCCUAUUAAUUUAGUUCUCAGACUUCGAAAUCAAAAAAGAGAAUUGAAUGAUAUUCGAUUUGAAUUUGCUGUUGGUGUUGAUUCAGCUGAAGGUAUUGCAUCAGAAUUAGUUGGAGCUGGUUUAGUUGAUGGUAAAGAUAUUGUUGUGAUAGCAGCAAAUUUACAAAAACUCAUUGAUAGUGCUGGUCAACUUAGAACAGUAACAUUCUCAUUGAAUUCAGGGUAUGCUGCUAAUGAAAUUCCAGAUGAUAAGGCAUUAAUUGGGUUUGCCCAGAUUUCAGUUACAGACUAGUAUAUUUGUGCGUUUUGUUGAACACAGAAAAAAAAAGAAAAUGAUGACGGGGGUUAAUGUGCAAAAAACACAUCAUUUGAUACAUCACUUGCAGAAGAUAAAAAAAAAAAUUUAAAAGAAAAAAAGAAGAGAAAAAAAAAGAGCUAUCAAUAACUAUUAAUAAUGAAAAAUGAAAAUUUUGUUUUUGUACUUAAUCAGAAUAUGUUACUACAAUAAAUUUAGCGUGUUCAAAAGA